Benincasa hispida (wax gourd) is the source of this 555-nucleotide messenger RNA. The record is from RefSeq and is a predicted model, not a curated record. NCBI's taxonomy places the organism in Eukaryota, Viridiplantae, Streptophyta, Magnoliopsida, Cucurbitales, Cucurbitaceae.
AUGGCAGAAGGGAAUAGAAGAAAAAGACUGCAAGAUGAAAAGAUGCACAGUAAUAAUGAGCUCGCAAGGAUUAAAGAAGAAAGGAGGCUAGAAGAGGAACAAUGCUUUUUGUUGGCCUCCAAGCAGUUUGUAGAAGAGUUCGAAAGAGAAUUAGGAGAAGAGGAGGAAGAAGAGAAAAAGAAGAAGGUUGAAGAAGAGAGGAAAAUUAGAGAAGAGAAUAAGAGGAAGCACGAAGAAAACACGAAACGCUUGGCAAAGAAGAAGGGUAAAAAACUCACGAAAUGCGAGAAGAAGAAACAACGCAAAGAGCGGGAGAAGAGACAAAGGCAAGCAGCCCGCCUUGCGUUGUCCAAAGAAAAGGGCAAAGCAAUCACAGAAAGUAGCGAGCCCGCGUUGGCAAGGAAGCGUCCAUUGAAGAGGAAAGAAAAUGAUGACAUGCUGAUAGAGAUGGGCUUCUAUCCUAGGCCAAUGCCACUACCGGAACUUGUCACAAGUGUGAUAGUGGAGCAUGGUUGGGAUUCAUUUAUCCAGUGCCCAGCCAUUAUUGUGCCAUAG